AUGCAACGCUGCCGACCGCGGAGAGCACCGAGGUUCCCGGAGCUUUGGAGGGAGUCGCGGGCGGGCGCGGGCGGAGGCUGGGGGACCACACGCCUCGGACCCGGGGUCCCCUCCCCCUCGCCUCCCUCCGCCCCCCACCCCCGGCUGCGAGGCGCGCCGCCGCCGCCCUUUCCCGAGCCCACAGACACCCCCAGCUGCACCCCGGGCCAUUCCCUGCGCGCCCCCACCCUGCAACGCCCUCAGGAGCAAAACACGGAGGUAGACAGCCCCGCGAGCGCGGUGACGUCAGCGCUGCGCUGCGGCCACUGGGCGGGGGACCGGGACAGGCUCAAGGAAGGGCACAGGCUCGCGUGCAGCGCAGCUCGGCGGGCGCUGCUCUCCGGCUUGGCUGGCUCCGCGCGGCUCAGCUCCCGGCUCCCCUCUCAGUAUGAUGCUUUUUCAUCAGCGUUAUCCUGUAUUCUGCACCAGUUUGCCAAAGCGGGCGCACCCACGCCUGUAAGCCCGCCGCCCUCCGCGACCUUCUCUUCCCGGAUUGGCAGGCGGCUAGCGGCGGUGAGGCGGGCGCCUAAAUCCGGGUCCUUAGACGUUCGUCCGGGACGCCGCGCUCGCCGUCCAGCCGCGCUUCCCUCACACCUGCUGGCAUGCGUGUGGGCGCCCGCGCAGGUUCUUAAAAUGAAGAAGUUGAAUUUCCGAAAAGUUUUGGAUGGCUUGACUGCCUCCUCACCGGGCAGUGGCAGCAGCAGCGGCAGUAACAGCGGUGGGACUGGUACUGGUCCCUUGCAUCCAGGAGGGACAGCUGGAGUUCUGAGAGAGGAGAUUCAGGAAACCUUGACUUCAGAAUAUUUCCAGAUUUGUAAGGAAUACCAGGUUGAAUCAAUAAUCAAAAUUGCUACACAUAUUUUUUGUGAGUGGAACAUCUAUACUUGUGUGAGCUGUUCAGUGAGAAUCUGUAACCCACAGGACAGGCGGAGAGGUCAGCUAAGAAACAGCAGAAAACAGAAGACAAGACUGCAGUGAUAGACAAAGGUGGAUAUCAAGCCAAAUGCAACAGCACUGCAUGCUGUCGGGCAACAGCAAAGGAUCCCUUUGCAUGCAAAAAGAAAGUUGCACAAUAUGAAGGAAGCAGUAAAAAUGAAAUGAAGUAGAAGAGACAUGCAGAAAGAAAAAUGCUCUCGGAUAUGUCACAAUCAUCUUGAUUCUUUACCUGGAAAACCUGUAUUUUUUCCUUUGUAAUUAUCUAAUAUACUUUGUGUCAAAGAACAAGGACCUGAGUUCCACUUAAAGAAGAUGAAGAAGUUAACAGAUACCGUUCUCGGGUUUUAUCAUGAAAUUAGAAAUGAAAAUUUUCAGUUUCUAGUAGUCAUGAACAGAGAGCCUCAGGUAAGCCCGAGAGUGCAGGCAGACAGUCAGGAUGCUCCUGCGCAGGCUCCUCAGGUGCAGCUGUGCUGGUGGGAAAAAUCAUGCUGUUUAGCCUAACGAGGCAAAACAGAAUAAAGGCCAAGGUAAUUCAGUAGAGAGGGUCUUAAAUGCACAGCUGUGUCAGCUGCUGUCUCCUUCCCACCUGGUCUUCAUUUUUUCUCUGUGUAAUCUGUUUGCUUCCCUACUGGGCCUGCUAACAUUAUCUGAUUCCAGGCCAAACUGAUAAUAUUUGUUAUGAGGCCUGCCAAAAUUAAUAAAAUUUGAGUUCAUCAUCUUGGUGUUCCCUGAACUAAAGUUAACUACCUGUGUCAAAUCCUAAAGUCCACUUGUUACACCAGCAUCAGGCUAAGAUGUAAAUCUUCAUUUGAACUAAGGAACAGCUGCACUCCUCUUGAAACGCUACAUGCACAGAGAGAUGUUUGUUUGUAAGUGGAUACAAUAGACAGAGUGCCUAUUGGUGUUUUAAAAGCCAAAACCUGGAAUACUUUUCUGUUGACUUCACAUAUGGAGAAAAUUAUGGUGUAAAAUGUAGACAAGAAUAAAAUAAUACCAAGAUGAGUAAGUCCAUUAAAAAUGUAGAUGAGCAAAUGACUUUAGCGUUAUUAAUGCUGAUUGGGAAUUUGACUGGCCAAAUGAGCAUGUUUAUACUUGGGACCAAUUAAAAGGCUUACCAUUUUAAUCACUGGCAGAACUGGACAUUCAGUGUUUUCCUGGAUGACAAGAAUUUUCUUUUGUUGUUUUUUCAGUUUGGCUUUGUUUUGGUCUAGCAACUGCACCAGAGUGUCCUCAGUGUAGAGAAGAUAACAAUACACUACCACAGUGUUAGUAACAAUAUCUUGUUACUAACAUUUAGUAACAGUAUCUCAGAGUCUCUCUACAGCUUGAGGGGAAAACAUUGCUGCCAUUCCUACCCUGAGGAAAA
This is a messenger RNA of Cavia porcellus (domestic guinea pig), 2341 nucleotides long. RefSeq lists its product as uncharacterized. The transcript is spliced from 8 exons. Bases 1 to 1017 code for a protein of 338 amino acids. NCBI's taxonomy places the organism in Eukaryota, Metazoa, Chordata, Mammalia, Rodentia, Caviidae. The record is from RefSeq and is a predicted model, not a curated record.